AAGACACCUUCCAGACCUUUCAAAACUCUUAUUUGAACUCACUAUUCAAUAUGGUCCGCCUCAUGACCCUCGGGCUCUUUCUUAUCAGCGCCCUCACCGCGCAGGCCUGUACAUACUGCCAGUGCGAGUUCAGCGACAGCAGUCACUGCUGCGUAUACUCGGAUGCAACCAUCGGAGAGUUAGACUGUACCAGCAUCUGCGCCAAAGCUCAUCGGGCCGACGGCGUUAGCAAUGCGGAUGGCACAGCCGGUACUGCGUGCAAUGCUGGGGGUAAAUAUGAGUGCAUUAGUGUUAUUACGGCGCAAGGUCGGACGCCUUGCUACACUGAGUGA
Messenger RNA from Aspergillus neoniger CBS 115656, 332 nucleotides. RefSeq lists its product as uncharacterized. Lineage: Eukaryota; Fungi; Ascomycota; Eurotiomycetes; Eurotiales; Aspergillaceae. The transcript is spliced from 2 exons. The coding region runs from base 51 to 332 and encodes 93 amino acids. The record is from RefSeq and is a predicted model, not a curated record.